AUGGCCGACGAUCCAGCGACACCAGCCUUAAACUUAAGUCCCGAGGAGAAGCGUGUCUUUGGACAAUUGUUUCGACAGGCAGAUACGGAAAGUAUUGGGGUUGUUACAGGAGAAGUCGCAGUCAAAUUCUUUGAGAAGACGAGAUUGGAACCUCGAAUUUUGGGAGAGAUAUGGCAGAUUGCAGAUAAGGAGAAUCGAGGGCUUUUGACGCCGGCGGGCUUUGGUAUCGUACUAAGAUUGAUUGGACAUUAUCAAGCUGGACGAGAUCCCACCCCUGAAUUAGCUCUACGCCCCGGACCACUACCAAAAUUCGAUGGAGGUUUAGGUAAUAUCAGCCCUACUGGUGGCUUUCAAGCUCCCCUUGGGCCUCCCCCUAGCGCCUUACAACCUCAACCCAGCGGAUCUGGUCCAAUUCGAGUCCCUCCUCUUCCCGCCGACAAAUCAUCACAAUAUGCACAACUUUUUGAGAAAUCAGGGGCUCAAGGAGGUAUUCUUCCAGGCGAACUUGCCAAACAGAUAUUCGAACGCGCUGGUCUACCGAAUGAGAUAUUAGGUAGGAUAUGGAAUUUGGCAGACACGGAACAACGAGGGGCUCUUACAUCUACCGAGUUCGUGAUUGCCAUGCACUUGAUCGCUUCGUUCAAAUCUGGACAACUACGAGCUUUGCCUAAUAUUCUUCCUGCUGGUCUGUAUGAAGCUGCUACACGAAGAGGACCUGCUAGUCGUCAAUCUACUGGCAAUGGAGCCAUGUCAGCAAUCCCAAGACAAUUCAGUGGGCAGCAUGGAAGAGCUAGCAGUCCCCUAAGUCGACCUGCAUUCACGCCUCCAAUCCCACAACCUAGCGCUGGAGAUUGGGCGAUUAGCCCAACAGAUAAACAGAAAUUCGAUUCUAUUUACCAAGGUCUUGACAGAUCUGGUAAGGGUUUUAUCACGGGAGAUGAAGCUGUACCAUUUUUCUCUGAAUCGAAACUUCCGGAGGAGGUGUUAGCACAAAUUUGGGAUCUUGCCGACAUAAAUUCAGCUGGUUUUCUUACCAUGGAUGAGUUUGCCGUGGCUAUGUACCUCAUCCGACAGCAGCGAGGUAAAAAGGACGGCAGAGAUUCGUUGCCAGCUACUUUACCCCCCAAUCUUAUCCCACCAAGCAUGCGAAACCAAGUUAGACCGGCACCCAUGACUACAGCUCCAGCUUUUGAAGCUCCUCCACCCACAAUGCCCAAGUCAGCUGCCGAGGACUUGUUUGGCCUAGAUGCGCUAUCAUCACCACCCCCUGCACCUAUUCAAGCACCACAAUUGACUGGAGGUUCUGCAUCUUUUGGUGGGAAUCGCCAAUUGAACACUGAUCCCUUCGGAAAUGGUGUUCGACCUUUGAGCCCAAGUUCUCCGAUUCAGGCAUCUCCACAACAUACGGGAUCUGUCUUUAAACCUUUUAUUCCAUCUUCUUCAUUCGGAAAUAGCCUUACUGCGCAAGGCACUGGAGGAUCUAACAACUCUCGAGGAUUUUCGCAGCAACCAUCAGCCAGCGAGGAUCUUCUUGGAGACAAUGAUCCGGAAAUUAGCAGCAAACUAACCAGCGAGACGGCUGAACUUGCAAACUUAUCUAACCAGGUUGGAAAUCUAGUGACACAAACGAAGCAAGUUCAGGAUCAGAGGAACGCAACACAGCAUGAAUUCACUCAAUCCGAUUCCCAGAGACAGCAAAUUGAGGCCCGUCUUGCUCAACUUAGAACAGCGUAUGAGCAAGAAGUUAAAGAUGUGCGAAGUUUAGAAGAGAGAUUGACUGCUUCGCGCAAUGAGACCAAAAAGCUUCAAACAGAAAGUGCUAUGCUUGAAGCGACCUUUGUGGAUCUUCAAACUCAACAUGGGCAGAUUGUUACAGCUCUGCAAGCUGAUCAACAGGAAAACGCCAGUUUGAAAGAGCGCAUGCGUGUUGUUAAUGCAGAAAUCGCACAGCUAAAGCCAUCGCUUGAGAAGUUAAGAUCCGAAGCACGUCAGCAGAAGGGUUUAGUCGCAAUUAAUAAGAAGCAAUUGGCAACUAAUGAAAGUGAACGAGACAAGCUGAAGGGUGAGGCUUCAGAUUUGACUAAAAGUAUUGAGGAAGACACUGCAACCCUUGCUGCAGCUGCUAGGGCUCGAAGCCAAAGCCCUGUUCAGGCUAGAGCACAGAGCCCAGUUUCGGUUGCAAGUCCAGCACCUUCUACUAUGAGCGCCAACAACCCAUUUUUUAAGCGCCAAGUAACUGGUGGAAGUAAUAAUGAUAUGGGCUCUCCUUUUGCUACCUCACCCGUGCAGCAGACCGACCGUUCAUUCGAGAAUGUAUUCGGCCCAGCAUUUACUUCUGGUCUUCCACAUCAAGAAACAGCAGCACCCGUCACUUCCUUUAAGCAAGAUCUCCCAACCCGACCACAAACAAGUGGUGGAUUUGCUACUCCAUCCCUUUCAGGCGAAGCACCCCCACCAAUGUCUGCAUCAAGACAGAUAAGCUCAAGCUACUUGCCAUUUCCAUCCCACGAUGAUUCUGUAAGCUCAUCGCGACAAGUUUCUGCCCCAAACAGCAGAUUUGGGGAUACUCCCACCGGAGUUGAUAACCCUACAAACUUUCUGGGAACCACUCCGAUCGGUUUCUCUUCCGCGAGCCAAGCCGAACCUGUUGUAACAUCCAGGGCCAUUUCUCCUGAUAUCGAUCGUCGAUCCACCGCAUCUCCUGCUGUCACAGAUUCCAAGGAAACAAUUCCCGGAGCUUUCCCAGGCGAUGAUAAUUCUAACAUUGUUGCCACACCUACUGGCGGUACUACUUUGAGUGAGCAAGCUGCCGCUGAUCCAUUUGCAACUACAAAAGAACCUGUACGUUCUGGUACCGCCAAGGACGACUUCGACGCAGCCUUUGCAGGAUUUGGUGGCUCUGGAAAGGCCCCAGAGCGCUCAACUACUGGAAACUCCGUGGAACCCGCUGCACCUGUAGCAGCUCAAUCUGGAUUUGGCCAGGAAUUUCCUCCCAUCUCGGAAUUGGAAAUUGAUGACGAAAGCGAUAGUGCUAGUGAGGAUGGGUUUGGUGGUGGUGGUUUUGAAGAUGACUUUAACCCAGCUUCUCCCGACCAAGUUAGGAAAGCCCCUGAGAGUCCUGUCCAAUCACAUGCUGCGGGUAGUACAACUGGAAGUGCAAAGGAAUUUUUAAGUGCACCAGCUCCCGCUCCUACUGCUGGCAGUGAUCCUCCAACUCCUAAUGCUCAAGCUUUGCCACCUGCUUACGAUAAGGCAGUUUCUUCGGCUGAUCAAGCACACUCAGAAGUUCAGCAAUAUUCUGGACUUCUUCCAUCUCGAGAAGUUCCAUCUCCUGAACAUUCUACGUCUUCUGCAGCGGCCGCUCCCCAGACUAGCUUUGGAGCCCCAACACAGCCAGCCCCGCCCGCCAAGGUCCCCUUCGAUGAUGACUUCGGUGACGACUUUGAUGAUCUCGAGGAUGCUAAAGAAGGUGAAGCAGAUGAUGAAUUUGCCAAUGCAGCUUCAUCUAUCCAUGAAUCGAGAAAUGGUUUAGAUGACUUCAACCCAAUGUUUGAUAGUCCACCAUCAUCUAAACAACAAGAUCAUUCUAGCAAUGCUUUUGGCGGUGACGGUUCUGGAUUUGGAGAUUUCACUGCGUCUCCAACACAACAAACUGCUGCGCCAGCUGCCGUAAACGACAAUCAUGAUUGGGAUGCAAUUUUCGCUGGUCUGGAUGGACCAAGUGCUGAAGGUAGUGGUUCUGGCAAGGGCAAUGGUAAUGGUAAUGGUACGGCCUCGAAAGAGACAGAACAUGCUGGACCAAUAUUAACUGGAGCAGCGGCUGAGAGACCACAAAUUGGAAGAGCAUUGACAGAAGGUGGUGAACAUGACGAUCCAAUUUUGAAAAAUCUUACAGGGAUGGGGUAUAAGCGAAAUGAUGCUUUGGCGGCAUUGGAGAAAUAUGAUUAUAAUUUGGAGAGGGCGGCCAACUAUUUGGCAGGUCAGUAG
Messenger RNA from Botrytis byssoidea, 3987 nucleotides. RefSeq lists its product as uncharacterized. NCBI's taxonomy places the organism in Eukaryota, Fungi, Ascomycota, Leotiomycetes, Helotiales, Sclerotiniaceae. The record is from RefSeq and is a predicted model, not a curated record. Gene Ontology annotation, biological process: endosomal transport; endocytosis. Gene Ontology annotation, molecular function: protein binding; calcium ion binding. Gene Ontology annotation, cellular component: cytoplasm; plasma membrane. The transcript has 5 exons. Bases 1 to 3987 code for a protein of 1328 amino acids.